UCUCCUAUAACCUGAUUGGCGUGAAAUAAACUUAUCGAAAAUUACCUGAUUUGAACUCUGUUGUUGUCUUCUUCCCCCAUACAUUAUUUGUUCAUAGUCUGUAAACAGUCUGGAAGUGUUAUGUUUACCAAAAUAAUUUUUUGUUUACUUAUCGAUAGAAAAAGAUAAUGAAUAAAAGCUAAGUGCCUGGUGGUAAACAGUGACAUCAAUGAUAAUUUUUAUUAUUUUUAUUCAAGUUGUUGCUGCUGAACAAUAGCUCAUGAUGGUACUCUUAAUUAUAAUACUUUUCGUUUGUGUGUGUGAUUCUGGGUUGGCGGUUAUAUUAGUUGACAGUUCCCAUACCAUAUCGGAAGAUACAUGGAAAUCCACCCCAGAAAUGAUUGUGGCUGCAGGAUAUCAAGUUGAGAGUCAUUAUGUCACUACAUCUGAUGGAUACAUACUGGGUGUGCACAGGAUACCACAAGGCAGAACUAGUGAGAGGAAAAAUGAAACUGUAUUGUUCGUUCACGGUCUGUUCUGUUCUUCAUCUGACGCCAUACUUUUUGGACCCAAAAAAUCACCGGGAUACUUCUUUGCUGACAAAGGAUACGAUGUGUGGAUUAUUAACGUUAGGGGAAACACCUACUCUCGUAAUCACACCUAUUUCAAUCCCGACACUGACGCUGAGUUCUGGAAUUUUAGUUGGCACGAAAUUGGCACUAUUGACGUUCCAACGGUUAUAGACUACAUUCUUGAUGUCACAGGGACUGACGGAGUUUACUACAUUGGCUAUUCACAAGGUUCCACAGUUUUUCUGGUUAUGACUUCAAUCAGACCAGAUUAUAACGCAAAGGUCAAAGUUCACAUCGGUUUGGCACCAACAGUAUAUAUGAACAACGUGAGGAGUCCAUUACUUCUAACCAUAGCAUCUUGGAGUGGUAUAUUGGAAAGUUUCUUGAAACUGUUUGGUGUGAAUGAAUUUCUUGCGAGAGAAGGAAUUGGUGGAAAUCUUAUCAAAAUAUUGUGUUCGACAAACAUAGGUGCUUCGCUAUGCGAAAGUAUUUUGUUUUCAUUAUGUGGAUCGAAUCCGUCUCAGUUGAACAGCUCUCUCGUUCCAUUGAUGAUGAGCCACGCCCCUUCUGGGUGUUCCACCAAUCAAGUGUUUCAUUUUCUCCAGUUGAUGCUCAAGGGAGGGUUUGGUCAGUUUGACCUGGGAUUAGAGGGGAAUUUGGAGAAGUACGGUGCAGAGACACCACCGCAAUAUGACCUCAGCAAAAUUACCACACCUGUAUACCUAUUUCAUGGUGCAAAUGAUUAUCUGGCAUCGAAGGCAGACAUCGAUACUCUUCACGAGAAAUUUUCAAGUGGAGUUGCAACCAAAGUGCUGAUGGAGGACAGUAUGUGGGCUCAUAUGGAUUUUGUUUUUGGUAUUAAUGCUUCUGAAGUAGUGUACAGUAAAAUUACUGAUAUUUUUGAAAAACAUUGACAGUUUUUCCUACAAUAACAAAAAUAGUGUGGUUUUGUGGCAAUAAUGUUAUCCAGAUAAAACGAAAUAGAAAAUUACUUCUGUGAUUCACCGUCAGAAGAAUAAAAUAAGUUCCGUGUGUAGUUAUAGUUACAAGGUUAUUGAUGGGCUUGUAAGUUUGAGUUUGUUCAUCUUUGAAAUGUCUGUCACACAAAAUACACGUGCCGUUUGAAUUUUUAAAUAAAUAGGGGUUUGUUCUUGAUAACUUCCAGUUAUUCAUUUCGAUUAAGUGAAAUCACACAUAAAUAUUUGAAUCUUUUA
Molecule: messenger RNA, 1765 nt
Organism: Leptinotarsa decemlineata (Colorado potato beetle)
Lineage: Eukaryota; Metazoa; Arthropoda; Insecta; Coleoptera; Chrysomelidae
Product: lipase 3-like
Biological process (GO): lipid metabolic process
Molecular function (GO): hydrolase activity, acting on ester bonds
Source: RefSeq, a predicted model, not a curated record